CGUUCGUCCGUCCAGCCAGCCUCCUCCACCCCUCGUAUCGGCACCCAGCCUUCUUUCCUGCUCCCUCGCUCGCAUCGUUCAUCAAACCACCCCCUGCAAUGUCGUCCAUCAAGCAGUUUCUCAUCGUUCCGGACGUGGGCAUCAACAACUCGGAGCUGCCCAACGCCAUCGAUCCCAACCGCACCUUCCAGAUCGAGGCCGGCUGGGGUGUCCCCGCUGAGCUCAAGGGCCGUGUGCGUCUGCAUACCACCAAAACCCUCAAGGACGUCACCCUCACAGUCGAUUUGAUCGGUCGCUGCGAGACCGUCUGGGUCUCGCCCAAGGCCAAGACCGACCCCAAUGCCCCCGCCGCCCUUGUCAGCAAGCACCAGACCGAGAUUUCCGAAAAGGUCUUCCUGACCCUGACCGAGACUCUGAAGUGCCGGCUGCAUGACAAGAAGGAGAACCUGGUCCCGAACGAGUUUGGCGGAAUCAACAUUCCCUUCACCAUCAACCUGCCCUCGUCCGGUGUCCCCUCCAGCUACAAGGAUGCCUGUGGCUGCAUUCUCUACGAGCUGCGUGCCGUCCUCACCUGGCAGGAGGGCCUCAAGAUCAUCAAGACCACCCGCGAGGUCAUUGUCCCCGUCACCAUCCUCAUGCCCCUUGUCGCCCAGCAGCGACUGCUUGCCAAAAAGUCUGAGAUUGUCCAUGAGUCGCCCAUCAUCGACAAAAAGUGCCGCUUCUCCGUCAAGGCCUCCUCGCGGGUCCUGCGGCCCAACGACAAGCUCUUUGUCGACUUUACCAUCUUCACCGUCCCGCCCGGCCAGAGUAUCUUCAAGGUCUACAUCGCCGUCGUCACCGUCGUCGAGUAUCGCGGCGCUGCCGGCCGAGCGGCCGAGCUGACCCUGCCCAACCCCAUCGCCGUUCACGAGGAGACCAACCCCGUCAGCAACGUCGAGGACACCUUUGGCUGUGUCCUGCGCUCCAAGCUUCUGCUCAACCUCAACGCCACUGGCUUUGUCGCCUCCAACGAGAGCGCCCUCGUUUCCAUCAAGUCCUUCCUCCGCGGCAAAAUCUUCUUGAGCAACAAUCCUCUGGAGCCCAGCUCGACCUUUGAUGUCCCUGUCGUUCUGGUCCCCACCCCCGAGGACGUCUCGGCCGACAACAAGGCCGGCCGUUCGAACCGGCAAUCCGAGGUGCUGCCUCCGACGCAGCCCCCGUUCGAGGAUGUUCCCAGAAGCAUCACCGAGCCCACCCAGCACAACUUUGGCGCCGGCAGCAGCAACAACUCUGGCGGUGCCAACAACUCGCCUGUGCGCCUGCAUGCUCGCCCGUCUCUCUCCAGCCUCAGCAGCUCCGUCCAAAUGUCGCGCACCAUUUCGCAAGACCCUGUCGCUGCCGCCGUUGCCUGGAACCGCAAGUUCUCGCUCGCCAGCAACGGCGACGAGAACAUCAACGUUCACUACGGCCCUCCCCGCCGCGACCUGGAUGCCCCUGGCCUCUACACCCCGCCUUCGAUGCACCCCGCUCCUUCCCAGGAUCCCAACUCGGUCGUCGACGAUGUCCUCGAGGUCCUCGAGCCCCAGAUGUUCCCUCAGCUGCCGCCUGCCAGUCUCCCUACCGGCCCGAAGCUUCCCUCUCCUCCGGACAGCAACCCCUCCCCGCCGAUCCGCCCAGUAUUUGACACCAACCGUCUCAGCCAGCAGCUUUCGAAACUCUCCACCGCAGAGGGCGACUCCCAAAGCAACACCAAAAUCGAGGCCCUGCUUGAGAAGCUCAGCCAGAUCAAGGACGAGCAAAAGAGCGUCACCAGCUCGCCGUCGCUCUCGCCAGCCAGCUCGCCCUCUCUGAACCCUGAGCGUCGCUCCAGCGGCCGCAAGGGUCCUGCCAAAAAGUACCGCGCAGUCCAGAAGUAUGUCCCGCGCAUGUCGGACGAGAUUGCGCUCAUGCCCGGAGACCAGGUUAUCAUCAGGAAAAUCUAUGGCGAUGGAUGGGGACUGGGCUUCAACGUCUCCACUCGCCAAGAAGGCGCCUUCCCGCUGCACAUCAUUGCCGUCAUGGACGAGCCACAGUAAUCUGACAGAGCCAAGUGCCUGGGCUCGUCUUGGGCAUGUGUGUCUUCCCAAGUCUGGACUCGGUCAGGCUCUGCUGUUCUUGCAAGGCAUCAGACCAGAUCGUGUCUGCUGGGUCGGCGCCCUCUUUCCUGUGGACGUCUGCGUCACGAUCCUCC
Molecule: messenger RNA, 2209 nt
Organism: Polychytrium aggregatum
Lineage: Eukaryota; Fungi; Chytridiomycota; Chytridiomycetes; Polychytriales
Exons: 7
Coding region: 99-2054 (651 amino acids)
Molecular function (GO): protein binding
Source: RefSeq, a predicted model, not a curated record